This is a messenger RNA of Aspergillus clavatus NRRL 1, 747 nucleotides long. RefSeq lists its product as uncharacterized. Lineage: Eukaryota; Fungi; Ascomycota; Eurotiomycetes; Eurotiales; Aspergillaceae. The record is from RefSeq and is a predicted model, not a curated record. Bases 1 to 747 code for a protein of 248 amino acids. The transcript has a single exon.
AUGAAGCUGGACUGCCUGAGAGCUCCAGUGACGUUGGCGCCUAUAGGUACCGCCAGAGCCAAAGCGGAAGAGAAGCAGGAAGCAAGGACAACCGGCUCGAGACAGCAGCCCAGAGUCCCAGGCUCGGUUGCCCGACUCGAGCAGACCUAUCGAGCGAAUCCCAGCACAUGGCUAGGGAGACGCUCGAGGUGUCUCUCCAACUAUCGCUGUGCUUUUGACGAACGAUUUUUGAUCGUGCCUAUUCACAAUCGCAAUUCAAGCUUCAACACUGAUGAUGGUGAGGUGUCUUCUGUCGAAAUCGCCGAUCAGGAGUCGGGAUCCGAAGGUUCUCCCGAUGUGGCUGUCGUCGUCCCGCCCCCUUCGGGGGUCCUUACUCGGUCUAAGUCCAAUCGUAUAGCGUCCGCUAGUUCUCCUUUGAUGUCCGGGGCCCUUAAUACCCCGAGUGCGGCCCGCGUUUCGUAUCAGACGCCAUCGAAGUUGCCCACUAGUCUCCGGUCGUCGAUGACUCCCUCCUCGAAUCGCCUUCGUCGUCACCAGUUCAAUGGUGUGCUCGUUCCCUGGCCAGUAAAUCGGACACCGGCCUCCUCCAACGCACCCUCUCGACGAGGGAUGGCCAACGAAGACAUAACAGCGAACCAGAAUCGACAACAGCACGCCCCUGAUCGAAGAACGAAGAUAGUGAUAGUGCUCGAUAACGAAGCAAAGACGAUACGAAGGGAAAUCGGCAGCAGUGAAGACGACGCGUAA